AUGACGACGAAGUACAAUGAGCAUAGAAACCCCAAAAGCUUUGAAGAUGAGAAGACAGUCAUUGGACCACAGAAAGUCCAUAAGUACAGUAUUACAGAGAUUGAUUCUAAACCCAAGGGACUAGAGAUCCCCGCAGAGGCGGCCCUCGGAACCAAAUUCCAGCCCCAUGCGAAGUGGCACCCGCCACUCAGUGCCAUGGAGCUACCUCCUAGAAACCUGGGGUAA
Molecule: messenger RNA, 225 nt
Organism: Aspergillus alliaceus
Lineage: Eukaryota; Fungi; Ascomycota; Eurotiomycetes; Eurotiales; Aspergillaceae
Exons: 2
Coding region: 1-225 (74 amino acids)
Source: RefSeq, a predicted model, not a curated record